CGAUCAGAACUGAGGAAGACGCUGAGAGAGAGAGAGAGAGAGAGCGAGAGAGAGGCCAUCGCCAUGGCCAUGAGUCGGACAAACUCCAUUCUCGUGAAGCUCGUCCUCUUCCUCUUCGCCCUCAACUCCCUCUCCCUCUACCUCUACUUCCACCCCUUUACGGGGAACCGCCCCCCUUUGCCGGGAAACCAAUUCCCCCUCACGGACAACCACUCGCUGCUGCUGUCGGAGGACCGCCGCAGCCUCUUCGACCUCAAGCCGUGGCCGAUCCUGCCUUCCUACCUCCCCUGGACGGAGAACUCCAGCGUCCGACCGCGCUCCUGCGAGGCCUACUUCGGGAACGGCUUCACGCGCCGCCACGACCUCCUUCCACCCCGUGGCAGUGGCGGCGGAUGGUUCAGGUGCUUCUUCAGCGAGACGCUGCGGAGCUCGGUGUGCGAGGGCGGGAGCCUGAGGAUGGUCCCGGAGAGGAUCAGGAUGUCGAGGGGAGGGGAGAGUUUGGAGGACGUGAUGGGCAGAGAGGAGGACGAGGAGUUGCCGGCGUUUGAUGACGGAGCCUUCGAGAUUGAAGGCGGCGGCGGUGGCCGACGCGAGUCUAGGUUGGGGUUUGAGAGGGGGAGGAAGCUCGUGGAUGGCGAUUUUUUGGAUAAUUAUGUUCCAGCUGGGGGGAUUUCCCGGCACACGAUGCGCGAUCUGAUUGGGUCGAUCCGUGUUGUCGGGACCGAAGGUUUCGUCUGUGAUAAGUGGGUUGAGGAACCAACACUUCUAGUCACCCGUUUCGAGUAUGCAAAUCUUUUUCACACGAUCACUGAUUGGUACAGUGGAUACGUUUCUUCCAGAGUUGCUGGUUUGCCUUUUCGCCCCCGGGUGAUCUUCAUUGAUGGCCAUUGCACGUCACCUAUGGAGGAAACAUGGGACGCAUUAUUUUCGGGCUUCUCAUAUGCUAAGAGCUUUAAUGGAUCGGUUUGCUUCCGACAUGCUGUUUUAUCUCCUCUGGGAUAUGAAACUGCCCUGUUUAAGGGACUUAGUGAGCAUAUAGAUUGCAAGGGAGCAUCUGCUCAUGAUCUGUGGAAGAAUCCUGAUGACCAAAAAACUGCCCGACUAUCCGAGUUUGGAGAGAUGGUUAGGGCAGCUUUCGGGUUCCCCGUAAACAGACAUCGCCAUGAAAAGUCUUCCUCUGGUCACAAUGUGCUCUUUGUUAGGCGUGAAGAUUAUCUAGCGCAUCCUCGCCACAGUGGGAAACCCGAGUCGAGGCUUACCAAUGAGCAAGAAGUGUUUGAUGCCAUAAAGAGUUGGGUUUCCAAUCAUUUGGAAUGCAAAAUUAAUCUUGUGAACGGAUUGUUUGCACAUAUGUCCAUGAGAGAGCAAGUCCAAGCCAUCCAGGAUGCUUCGGUAAUUAUUGGUGCUCAUGGGGCAGGCCUCACUCACAUAAUAUCCGCGAUGCCUAAAACGGUAAUCUUUGAGAUUAUUAGCAGCAAAUAUAGGCGCCCCCAUUUUGCUCUGAUUGCUCAAUGGAGAGGCCUGGAGUAUCAUGCCAUGAAUCUUGCUGGAUCUCAUGCUAAUCCACCCGAAGUUGUCGACCAGCUCGCUGAUAUAAUGAAAAGCCUUGGGUGCUAGUGCUUUAACACCAUUGAUCGAGUCCGAAGCAACUCGUUGACAACACGAGAAGUCACUCCAUUCUUGUUCACGGAAGUAUUCUUUGCUGUUGCCACUUCUUGUUGAAAUCAACGGACUGGGAUUGAUUGCGUAAUGGAGCUCGACUUCUCAAGUUUCUCGGAGGGUACUUAUUCUUUAUUCAGAUGAAGUGGCUUGGCACGAAGAAGUCAGCAGCUGGGAAAUCGAAGGUCGCCGGCCUCUCUUAACAACAGAAAGGGACUUGGGUUUUGGAAGAUGAGUAGGGGUGAAUGGAGGGCUAACAAGAACCUCUUCAUACCAAUUUUUACUUCUGCACUGUUUACUUGUACAACAAGACAUUGUUGCUUGAAAUUUGUUUCAAGCAGUCCUCGAUAGGAAGAGCCUGACUUGGACAGGGUUGAUUCAAAUUUAUUCUUUCAUGUUCAUUUGUGCCUACUCGAUAGGAAGAGCCUGACUAGUCAUUCUUAUUACAGGGUUGAACAAAAUUUAUCGUUUCAAAGUUUGUACCUGCCACUUCGUGCAGACAAUGUUCAUUUUAGCCAA
Punica granatum (pomegranate) is the source of this 2178-nucleotide messenger RNA. The record is from RefSeq and is a predicted model, not a curated record. Lineage: Eukaryota; Viridiplantae; Streptophyta; Magnoliopsida; Myrtales; Lythraceae.